ACUUGAUUCCACGUAUUUGUUGUUGUUGAGGUUGAGCAUAAACAUUCACAACAGAACACAGCUAUUAGCACAAACAAACAAGACAAAGCACCAACCCCAAAGCAUAACACUCUUAAGAUACUCUCUUCAUUCCAACUUCAACUCUAACACACACACACACACACUAUGGAACUAUUUCUUGGAAGAAUCACUCACUCCUAACAACAACACAACAUUAUCAUGGCUUCAACACCUCUUGUCUUCUCCACCUUUCUCUCUUCCAAACUCUUCCAAACUUCCCACAAUCAUCAUCAUCAUCCUCCACCCCUUAAUUCUUUUCCAUCUUCUUCUUUAUCCUACAAAUCAAAACAGAGUUUACAUUAUUUCCAUUCAAAGCCACUGUUGUUUUCUCCAAAACUAAUCACACGAGCUGCUUCUGAAGAACGUGCUAGUGAAGUCAUAGAUUCUGAUUUGGUGGGUGAGGAUUCUGCAACCUUUGACCUUAAAAAUCAGAAACUUUCUUCUUGGUUUUACUUCACUGCAAUUUUGGGAGUGGUUCUGUUUGUUCUUAAUGUGAUUUGGAUUGAUGAUUCAACUGGGUUUGGUACUGCUUUUGUUGAUUCCAUUUCAGGAAUUUCAGAUAGUCAUGAGGUUGUUAUGUUGGUCCUGGUUCUCAUAUUUGCGGGUGUCCACAGUGGCCUGGCCAGCUUCCGUGACACCGGUGAGAAACUCAUUGGAGAGCGAGGUUACCGUGUUCUUUUUGCAGGAACGUCGCUACCUUUAGCUCUCACCAUGAUUGUGUAUUUUAUUAAUCAUAGAUAUGAUGGAGUUCAGCUCUGGCAGCUCCAAGAUGUUCCCGGCGUACAUCAACUUGUGUGGCUAUCUAAUUUCAUCUCGUUCUUGUUCCUAUAUCCUUCAACCUUUAAUCUUUUAGAGGUUGCAGCAGUUGACAAGCCUAAAUUGCAUCUAUAUGAAACUGGAAUUAUGAGAAUAACCAGGCAUCCACAGAUGGUUGGACAGGUUAUGUGGUGUCUUGCACAUACAGUUUGGAUUGGAAAUUCUGUGGCGGUUGCGGCUUCAUUCGCCUUAAUUGCACACCAUUUAUUCGGUGUUUGGAAUGGAGAUAGGAAACUGUCUGAAAGAUAUGGGGAAGAUUUUGAGAUAGUUAAGGGUAGAACAAGUGUUGUACCUUUUGCAGCAAUACUUGAUGGAAGACAAAAGUUACCAAAAGAUUUCUACAAGGAGUUCAUUCGAUUACCAUAUUUUACAAUCACUGCCUUAACAUUAGGAGCUUACUUUGCACAUCCACUUAUGCGGGCAGCUAGUUUCAAUCUUCAUUGGUAGUUUAAAAUGUUAUGUUUAUAGGUAGAUACUAGUAAUAAUGCCACACUUUGUAGUAUAAACAUACCGAUGGAUAGUGAAAACAUCAGAAAGGAUUAAGAAAUUGAUUGAGAACUCUUUUGGUUUACAACAGAUUAAUUGAUAAGUUGAUCAUGUGCACAUCUAAAAUCUCAUCUCUUAUAGUUUUGAACUCAACACUAACCUCCCUUUCAAUUAACCUUGUUAGUUCACCGUCAAUUAUUUGUAGAAUAAUGCUAGCAACACAUUCUUUAACAAACACACUACAACACACUCUCUUUUAUUGGUUGAAAUUCACAUGGGUCUCACAAAAAAAUGUGGACCCAUAUAACUUUUAUGGGACCCAUAUAAAUUUUAACCAAUAGAAGAGAGUGUGUUAGAGUGUGUUUAUUAAAGAGUGUGUUGCUAGCACUCCUCUUAUUUGUAAAUUAACUCACCUCCUUUCAUAUUUUCAUUCACCUCACACUGGUUGCAAGUGUGUUUGUAGAAUCUUUAAUUUCGAUUAAGUAACCUAUCUGUAUAAUUGCCUUUGA
This is a messenger RNA of Trifolium pratense (red clover), 1871 nucleotides long. Its product is annotated as 15-cis-zeta-carotene isomerase, chloroplastic-like. Bases 220 to 1323 code for a protein of 367 amino acids. NCBI's taxonomy places the organism in Eukaryota, Viridiplantae, Streptophyta, Magnoliopsida, Fabales, Fabaceae. The record is from RefSeq and is a predicted model, not a curated record. Gene Ontology annotation, molecular function: 9,15,9'-tri-cis-zeta-carotene isomerase activity. Gene Ontology annotation, biological process: carotene biosynthetic process. The transcript has 4 exons. Gene Ontology annotation, cellular component: chloroplast.